This is a messenger RNA of Arctia plantaginis, 558 nucleotides long. NCBI's taxonomy places the organism in Eukaryota, Metazoa, Arthropoda, Insecta, Lepidoptera, Erebidae. The record is from the annotation of a GenBank genome assembly.
AUGCUUUAUCGUGCUAUAAACGGCGAUAGUGAUUCAGCAGCCGGAGUAGAAAGGCGUGAAGACCCUGGCCCACAGCCGAAUCCCCAGCAGGCGCAUCGAUAUGAAGGACCCCCAACGCCGUGCCCAGCUCGUGUGGAAUAUGCGACUCCCGUGUUUGCCCGCAACUACCAGGGCGUGUGGCGAUACGUGGUGCAGAUUCCAUACGAAGGAUACUUUACACAAACUGUUGAGGUCACCAGAUGCAUGCAGUCUCGUUGCCACUACCUGGACGGCGGCUGCCUCAGCUCACCGCGCUGGGUGUCGUUGCUGGUAGCCGAGCUGCACUACCCCCCGAGACAACAUCAGGAUUACCAACAAUACGCACAGAACCGCGUUGGUCAGCAGACUGAUACCGAGUCCAGCACCGAUAAACCCUCACAUUGUGACGGACACGACGAAAUGGGGUGCUAUCAGGUCCGACUGUACUACGACUGGUUCCUAGUGCCCGGCUCCUGCAAGUGCUGGAGGCCCGAUUACUUCGCAAGGUAUGUCCGUCGUCGUCAGAACAACGAGUUGUAG